AGACAGCCGGGCUAUGAAGCCACCGCAGUAUCUCGACACCCUGUCAGCCGCCGAGGAGGCGUUGCUGGCCGCCUCCAAGAACCAGGUCUUCUCCUCCUUGGUCUUGGACGGCGAUGACCAUCGCCGCUACCACUAUCGCCUCCCUUUCUGGAGGCGGCGCUGUCACUUCUUCCCCUGGCGGGCCACCGUGGCGGUUCUUCUUGCUGUGUUUGUUAUAGUGAUGACCGUGCGGAAUGAUAUCCGCAGCUAUGUCUUCUACCAGUCCAGUCCGGUCGUUUAUGUGCAAACCCGUCUCGUGGUACCCAACGCCACGGGGAGGAAGUUCACAACAAUGGGAGGAAAGCUAUCGGAAGGCAUACGACCUGGUCCAGACCAUGUCUCUGACUGAAAAGGUGAAUAUCACCACCGGGACUGGGUGGCAGAUGGAUCUCUGUGUUGGUAAUACAGGCGCCACGUCUAAAUUCCCAUCGUUAUGUCUUCAAGAUGGGCCGCUGGGGCUGCGGUUCGCAUACAAUAUCACUGCCUUCCCGGCCGGGAUCACCACGGGCGCCACAUGGAACCGAGAGCUGAUGUAUGCCCGCGGGGCUGCGCUGGGCCUGGAAGCCCGGCUCAAGGGCGUCAACGUGCUUCUGGGACCUGCCAUGGGUCCGCUAGGCAUGAUGCCCGCCGGCGGUCGCAACUGGGAGGGGUUUGGUUCGGACCCUGUACUGCAGGGGGUCGCUGCCGCGGAGACCAUCCGUGGUGUCCAGCGUAACGGAGUCAUGGCCACUGCUAAACACUACGUGAUGAACGAGCAGGAACAUUUCCGCCAGCCCUACGAAUGGGGCAUCCCCAACGCUAUGUCCUCCAACAUCGACGACCGUGCCCUGCACGAGGUCUUCCUCUGGCCUUUUGCCGAGAGUGUGCGCGCCGACGUCGCCAGCGUCAUGUGCGCCUACCAGCAGGUCAACAACAGCCAUUCCUGCGAGAACAGCAAGCUGCUCAACGGCAUCCUCAAGGAUGAGCUGGGCUUCCAAGGCUUCGUACAGUCGGACUGGCUCGCACAGCGCUCCGGUGUGAUCAGCGCUCUCGCCGGCCUGGACAUGAGCAUGCCCGGCGACGGCCUGCGCUGGGCCGACGGCGAUUCCCUCUGGGGGAACCAAUUGACCCGUGCUGUGCUCAACACCUCAGUGCCCAUAGAGCGCCUGAACGAUAUGGUCACCCGCAUCGUCGCAGCAUGGUAUCACUUCCGACAGGACGACUGGCCGAAAUCCCCGCCCGACGGCAAGGGGGGGCCCAACUUCUCUUCGUGGACCAACGAAUCCGUCGGUCUGCUGCACCCGGGCUCCGGGGAGAACAUCACGGGCGUGGUCAACCGCUUCGUCGACGCUCGUGGCCACGGCUCGCUCGCCCACAGCCUCGUCGCGCGCCAGGUCGCCGCCGAGGGAACGGUGCUGCUCAAGAACGUGGACAGGCUGCUGCCCCUGUCCCGAACCAUCUCCGGCACCUAUCGUGUUGGAAUCUACGGCGAGGACGCUGGCCCUGGGGACGGGGCCAACCUCUGUCCCGACCGACGCUGCAACCAGGGCACCCUGGGCUCCGGUUGGGGUAGCGGGGCGGCCGAGUUCCCCUACCUGGUGACACCCUGGGAGGCCCUGCAGGCCGCUUGGAACACGUCGAAGACGGUCAAGACCCAGGCAUAUCUGACGAACGAGGUCAAGCCGCGUGACCUGCAAGAUAAAGAUCUGUGCAUCGUGUUUGCCAACGCAGACGCCGGCGAAGGGUCGCAGCCGGGUCUCCAGGGCGUUUCCGGAGACCGGCCGGACCUGUUCCUGCAAAAGGGCGGCGACCAGCUCAUCCAGACGGUCGCCACGCACUGCGGAAAAGGCAACGGCAAGACCAUCGUCGUGCUGCACGCCGUCGGCCCCGUCAUCGUCGAAUCCUGGGCGGAUCUCCCGGGCGUGCAUGCGAUCAUCUUUGCCCACCUGCCAGGCCAGGAAAGCGGACACGCCCUGGCCGACGUGCUCUUCGGCGACGUCGAUGCCAGCGGUCGACUCCCCUUCACCAUCGGACGCAAUCUGUCCGACUAUGGCGCCAACGCGCAAGUCCUCUACACAAACAGCGAAAAGGACCAUGUCCCGCAAGUGAACUUCACCUCCGGGCUGUACAUCGACUACCGCCACUUCGAUAGAAACAACAUCACUCCACGGUACGAGUUCGGCUACGGCCUGUCAUACACGACCUUCACCCUCUCAGAGGCAAGUCUCACCCCGCUCCAACGCAAAUCCGCGCUCCCCGCCCGCCGGCGCAAGAACGCCGUCACUCCCCCCACAUACCGAGACGACGACCACGGAGGCGACGCUCACAACUCCCUCUUCCCCGCCGACUUCACCCCGCUCCAUAAUUACAUCUAUCCGUACCUAUCUGACACGAAUGGGACGGACAAGGUCCCCCACCCGUUCCCCUAUCCAGACGGAUACCCCGCGAACCCAAAGAAGAAGCAUCACCUCUCCCCUGCCGGCGGCGGACCGGGCGGUAACCCAUCGCUCUACGAAGCCGUAGCCCAGGUCUCGGUGAAAAUCAAGAACACGGGCUCCAGACCGGGCAAGGAAGUGGUCCAGGUAUACGUCUCCUACCCUUCAGAUAAUGAAGAUGAAACCGAUCAUCAAAAACAUCAUCCCUUUACCGAACGACACGGCCUAUGGCGCUACCAAGUCGACUUUCCAGACCGGGUGCUCCGCAACUUCACCAAAGUAGAGCUCGCCCCGGGCCAAGAGACCACCGUUCAGAUGACCCUCUCCCGCAAGGAUCUCAGCUACUGGAGCGUCUGGCGCCAGAACUGGGUGAUGCCUGUGCAGGGCAAGUUCCGGAUCUGGGUCGGCAAGAGCUCGAGGGAUCUGCCGCUUGUAUUGGAGUACUAGAUUAUAUCAUAGCUAAUUAUAUCGAAAUGUUUUGCUCUACAACUUUGCUCCUAUAAUUUUCACUAUAUGCAUCUAUCUACCUAGGUAUCAGUUCACUGGCUCAUCCCCCCGAUCAGGCUGCU
Penicilliopsis zonata CBS 506.65 is the source of this 3022-nucleotide messenger RNA. RefSeq lists its product as hypothetical. The record is from RefSeq and is a predicted model, not a curated record. Gene Ontology annotation, biological process: glucan catabolic process. The transcript has 3 exons. The coding region runs from base 234 to 2900 and encodes 888 amino acids. Gene Ontology annotation, molecular function: beta-glucosidase activity. NCBI's taxonomy places the organism in Eukaryota, Fungi, Ascomycota, Eurotiomycetes, Eurotiales, Aspergillaceae.